Molecule: messenger RNA, 2131 nt
Organism: Neurospora hispaniola
Lineage: Eukaryota; Fungi; Ascomycota; Sordariomycetes; Sordariales; Sordariaceae
Exons: 1
Coding region: 187-1689 (500 amino acids)
Source: RefSeq, a predicted model, not a curated record
GUCAUUCCAAGGUACAGUGGCAUCACAGAAGCACAAGCUCCAAUUCCCCACCCCAACACGGAAACAACAACCUCAACUACACGUCAACCUACAAGCUACAUCACCUGUUCUUCACUUUCCCCUCUUCAACUCAGACAAGUUCGUUUCCCAUCAAAAGAAAUUUCGAUCCACCACCGGCAAAUCACAAUGCGCGAUGACAACGACCCGUUAAACGACUUUCUGAAGCCCUUCAGGAAGUUCAAGGAGCACGUCGACGACAAUAUCGGCGCCGGCUUUCACACUAUUCUCGACACGAUUCUAUACCUUACGCCGUAUCAGCUGUCCAGACGAGAUGCUCCGUCCUCACCAGCCCUGGGCACCGACAUCACUCGGGGCAAGAACUUACCCGAUAUCCGUGCCUAUGAGAAAAAUAAGGACUCUGAAGAACUGGAGCGUUAUCUUGACGAGCUGCAAAGAAAUGGCACCAACUACUUUGAAGCAGCCCGCGCCUGGAGGCUGUUUCUGCUACGCUCCAAUUACUCCCCGGUUCGCCUUUCUCUCGAGCUCGGCUGGAAACCCGUCCCGAAGGGCCUGACUCCGGAAAUGGAUCCCAAUCAGUUUGGAUGGGAGGACGCGUUUGAGGAUCUUCUUGCCGAAAGCUCGGCCAAGCCUAUGAGGAGUCUCGACUCCCACUGGUUCACCAAACAAUACCCUCUCUAUCCGAAAUACCUUGAACAGAGCAAGACCGUGACCCCGGAUAUGCUCCGAGCACUUGAUAUGGACCAGAGAAUACGCUUCCGCAAACUUGACGAGGCCUGGUUUCCCCUCUACUCUCGCCUGUUCGUUGAUGCCUCCGACCGCCGCUACUGCUCACCACGCAGUAUGGACGAGUGGAUUGAAUGGAGAAAGGCGGAGGCGGAAAAGGACGACUUCCACUACAACAUCCUUUCUCAGCUUGUGUCAAACCUCGGAAUCGACGCUUCUCGCUGGGCCGACAAGAACAGAAACCGGGACGAAGCCGUUCUAGAAAUGCAAGGACGCAUCAUCAAUGAUGUCAGCAACACGCUUGGCGACGUCGUUGACAUGUCCAACGGCUUCUUUGACAACUUGACAUGGUUCAUCAACAAGUUCGACCGUGCGUUAACCGAGGAGACAGAACGGGAAUCGAAGAAGAAAUUGCAAAGGCCCAGCUCGAACGACAAGAAGCAUCCUGACACAGAGCAGGAUUUGACCGAUGUCAUCUUGUCAGCUUUCAACGAGUCCAACCGUUCACUGAGCACGCUGUUCAAGUCUUUUGCGAACGAGCUCAAGGACACUAAACGCUUCUUCGAUGACUGGAUCGAUUCUCGAGAUGUUGACAGUCUCACCAAGUCUUCCGAUACCGCUGUCACUACUAGAGACAACAGCACCGUCACCACCACCACCACCGAGAAGGACGGGGUGACCGAAGUUGUCAAGAAGCAAGAGUACACCGACGCAUCCGGUGCGGUACAUGUCAAGCAGGAAAUCAUUAGGAAGGAUGCUGAGGGCAACGUUAUCAGCAGAUCGAGCAGCCACUCGGUCCAAAGUAAGCGCUCUUGGUCUUUUGGCAACUUCGGUGCUGAUGAAGACGCCAAGUCCUCCCUCGCCGAGAAGGGCCGUGACCAGGACGGAAACACUAAGGAUGAUGACGGCAAGGAUGGGAAAAAGGAUGGGUGGUUCUGGAAGUAAACCUUUCCGUGAUGACAUGAGGUCGCCUCGUCCAUGUCUCACUAGUCGAGAUGACAAGAAUGAGUGAUGCUGUCACAUCACGUUCUUGUGUGUACAUUACCUGCCUAUACCCCUUUCCUUCCUUUUCUUUACACGAAGCCGAUGACACUUUCUAGUAUAUGACAAAUAUAUAGCCGACGAGUCCAUGUUAAACACAAAAUUUUCCAUCCACUAUCCGGCUCAAUUGUCCUUGUUUUUCUGGUGUCGCAUGUUACCGAGGAAUUUCACUAAAUAUUCCGUCUAACAAGUGUUCAGAAUCCAUUGGAAACACAGAACCAACGCUGGCAUAUAGUCAUCUAGGCAGCCAUGUACACGUAAAAGAUGAUAAAGACAGUGAAGAGAAGCUUGAACUAAAUGACAGCAACGCACAGAGCAGACAUGGAAAGAAGAAGGAAAGAGAUGC